AGUGGGCAAAGUUAUCGAAUGAAGGGGCGUGUCCACCACUAAAGUUCACGAUGUCUCCCUCGUACCAACCCCGCCGGGCACGGAUCCGCUCGGCUACGUCGUCAAAACAUUUGCGGGUAGUACUCGACGGAGCGCGGAUGAGUGCUGAAAUUGCGACGAUCGGCGUCUCGCGUAAUCCCAACCUCCGGCAAUUCGACAAUCCCCUAGUCCAUUUAAUCGACUAGUGAUUAGCCGGACAUCAACCUAAGGACGGGAUAUGAGCUACUCAGAGCCACUCUGGGAAAUAAACGGAAAUCAAGCAAUAACGACGACCUCGGAGAUGUCCCAGUACGUUGGUAACGACAUAGGCGGCUACCCCAUGUGGGACAGUUCGGUUUUAUAUCCGGCGGCCCCGCCCCCCACCCACCCGCACGUCAACGAACACGGACUUUACAGACAACCCUGCGCACUGCUGCACCAAAGCAGGUUCACGCAAAAUGGACGUUCGUCGAAUGUUCCUUCAUCGACAACAAAAAAACCGAGGCGAAGGGUAGCGACGGUUUCGCAAAGAAGAGCUGCAAACAUUCGUGAAAGACGCAGAAUGUUCAACUUAAAUGAAGCUUUUGAUAAGCUGCGACGAAAGGUGCCGACAUUUGCCUACGAGAAGCGACUGUCGAGAAUCGAGACACUUCGUCUGGCUAUAACAUACAUCGCGUUCAUGGGCGAACUUCUGGGCAUAGAGCCCAACAGUCCCAAGCCUGACUACAUACCCAGGGAAUAUUAUCUACCCACAAGUUAAAAAACAAAGCAAUACAAGUUUCGCGCAUUCCGAGGAAUGAAUAAUAGCCACG
This is a messenger RNA of Ceratosolen solmsi marchali, 830 nucleotides long. RefSeq names its product protein Fer3. The record is from RefSeq and is a predicted model, not a curated record. The transcript has 4 exons. Bases 257 to 778 code for a protein of 173 amino acids. Gene Ontology annotation, biological process: regulation of transcription by RNA polymerase II; developmental process. Gene Ontology annotation, molecular function: RNA polymerase II transcription regulatory region sequence-specific DNA binding; protein dimerization activity; DNA-binding transcription factor activity, RNA polymerase II-specific. NCBI's taxonomy places the organism in Eukaryota, Metazoa, Arthropoda, Insecta, Hymenoptera, Agaonidae.